GAAGGAGGAGGGGAGAGAAAAACAACCCGACGGAGGUAUUUUAUCUUAAUCACUGGGCGCCUCCAUUUAAAUUAAUUUGACAAGUUUUCCCCUCUCACGCAAAUCCGCAAAUCCUUAUUAAAGGACGCGCCACGACCAAAUGACAAGCGUCUCUAAAUGCUUCGUCAUACCGUCCGAAGGAAGAGAAAAAAAAUAGAAAAAUAAAGAUUGUGUGGAGAGGAGAGAGGGAGGAGGAGGGGGGGAGAAAAAAAGUGACAAAAGGUUAAGUCGCAUCUCCCCAACGAUAUUUCCCUGUAGGGCGCCCUGAGCCAUCCCCCUCCCUGCUCUCCUCGUGUUUCUAUAGUAAUUUCCAGCCAAUGAUCAGUAGGUGUCCGCAUCUCAGCUUCCUCACCUCAGCACCAAUCAGCCACACGCAGCGACAGGAGCCGCGGACCGAGCCAGCACUAAGCUACACAAUACAUUCCGGAUCAGGAGGAAACACCUCAACCCCUCCGCAAUUUCUACACGCCUGCUUGAUAUUUAACACGCGUUUUGCGCCCUUUUUUCUACUUUUUGUGAACGCUAUAAGAAAGUCGGGAGUAAAAAAAAUUAUGGUGUUGUUUUGAGCGCCCUGUCUCCGUCGCCUCGUGCGUUUGGGUCUUCUUUGGAUUCUUUUUAUUUGCAAUAUUUUUGCCCCGUAUGAAAUUGGCAGUAAUGUGUCGCUAUAUGGUUUCAGACUGGUAGCGUCUAUACCGUCUCUUCUCAACAGUAGGACCCUCGUGGAGACCAGUAACCAGGAUGGUCACUCAUCGCAUGUAACCAUCCUCAGUUUGACCACGGCCAUCGAGACCACCGAUUCCUCCCAGUGAACCUUAUCAACCCCCUGCCUCAGCCAUGUCGAGUAUAAACAAUGCGCUUUGCAUCGAAAAUGGACAGAACAUUGACCUUUCUCUCUUGAAGGAUAAUCUUCAGGACGGUGGAUUAAGCCAGCUUUUGGAUUAUAAUGCCGAGAUGGAAAGGUACCGGUCUUUUGCGAACUUUUACAAAACCAACGGCGCGUUUCCACAGACUGCCAAGAUUGCCCGCAUCACAACGCCCAUUUUCCCCAGCGCCAGAAUUGGCAUGUCCCCUUGGAACUGCGAUAACGCCAUGCUCUGGGGGAGGAAAUCAGCGGCAAUAAACCCUAAUAGGACCAGCAUGCAUAGAAACGACUCCCAGAGGCCGGGGAAGCCUGGCAUGGUGCCAGAGUCGCUGCAAAUGGCAAAUAAUAAUUUCCUCUCUACCUUAUCCCCCGAACACUGCAGACCUUUAGCAGGAGAAUGCAUGAACAAGCUGAAAUGCGGCGCUGCUGAAGCAGAGAUAAUGAAUCUCCCAGAACGCGUUGGAACUUUUUCCGCUAUUCCGGCUUUAGGGGGCAUCUCAUUACCUCCCGGGGUCAUCGUCAUGACAGCCCUUCACUCCCCCGCAGCCUCAGCAGCCGUUACAGACAGUGCGUUUCAAAUUGCCAAUCUGGCAGACUGCCCACAGAAUAAUUCCUCUGCAUCCAGUGGAAACCCGGCGAAGAAGAAGAGGAAAAGGUGUGGGGUCUGCGCGCCCUGCAGGCGGCUCAUCAACUGUGGCGUCUGCAGCAGUUGUCGGAACCGCAAAACCGGCCACCAAAUCUGCAAAUUUAGGAAAUGCGAUGAGCUGAAGAAGAAGCCGGGCUCGUCGCUGGAGCCUCUACAUCCAUGGGAGCAGCUGAGGAUCAUGAUAGCCAAGGUAGCCACUAUCAUGGCUAGCCUCUAACAUGACUAGAUGUUA
Gadus morhua (Atlantic cod) is the source of this 1779-nucleotide messenger RNA. RefSeq names its product CXXC finger 4 (gene cxxc4). The transcript is spliced from 3 exons. Lineage: Eukaryota; Metazoa; Chordata; Actinopteri; Gadiformes; Gadidae. Gene Ontology annotation, cellular component: nucleus. The record is from RefSeq and is a predicted model, not a curated record. The coding region runs from base 874 to 1764 and encodes 296 amino acids. Gene Ontology annotation, molecular function: methyl-CpG binding; zinc ion binding.